Messenger RNA from Cicer arietinum (chickpea), 1139 nucleotides. RefSeq names its product putative methyltransferase At1g22800, mitochondrial. Gene Ontology annotation, biological process: mitochondrial respiratory chain complex I assembly. Gene Ontology annotation, molecular function: S-adenosylmethionine-dependent methyltransferase activity. The record is from RefSeq and is a predicted model, not a curated record. NCBI's taxonomy places the organism in Eukaryota, Viridiplantae, Streptophyta, Magnoliopsida, Fabales, Fabaceae. Gene Ontology annotation, cellular component: mitochondrion.
AAAGUGCAGAAAAGAAAAAUUGAGGUGAGAUAGGAAUUUUGAUUCUGUCUUCACAGUUGAAAUGAUGAGAGGAGCUUUCUUCUCCAAAUUUUCCCUCUUUCGCAAAACUAAGCCAUUUCCCAAUUUCUCUUCUCCCUUCUCAACAACCUCUAAACUUAACAUCUUCGAUCGCCAACUCAAACGCAAACAGCGCGACCGUGCCGCAUGGUUGAUGCCUCAAAAUGAUCCUUUGCUUAACACAGUUGCUGAUAAUCUCUUAGAUCGCUUGCAGGAUUGUAAGAAAACUUUUCCCUCAGCUUUAUGUUUAGGGGGCUCAUUGCAAGCCAUCACAAACUCUCUUCACAGUGGUCGCGGUGCCAUAGAAAAGCUUAUUGUCAUGGAUCCGUCCAAUGACAUGGUACAGCGCUGUAAAAAUGCUGAUCGUGUGUCCAAUGAAGAUAACAUGGAGAUGAUGUUUGUGGUUGGUGACGAAGAAUUCUUGCCUAUCAAAGAAAGCUCUGUGGAUUUGGUUAUUAGUUGCUUGGGGCUACAUUGGACUAAUGAUCUUCCAGGAGCAAUGAUACAAUCUAUGUUGGCAUUGAAACCUGAUGGCCUAUUUUUAGCAGCUAUCUUCGGAGGAGAAACAUUAAAGGAGCUCAGAAUAGCUUGUACCAUAGCACAAAUGGAGCGUGAAGGAGGGAUCAGUCCCCGAGUUUCACCUUUAGCACAGGUUCGAGAUGCUGGGAAUCUAUUGACUAGGGCAGGCUUCACCCUUCCAAGCGUUGAUGUUGAUGAGUACACAGUUAAAUAUGAAAGCGCCCUCGAGCUUAUAGAACAUCUCCGUGCAAUGGGUGAAACAAAUGCACUUUCCGAAAUGAACGUGAUCCUUAAGAGGGACACAGCCUUAGCAACUGCAGCUAUUUAUGAUUCAAUGUUUGCAGCAGAAGAUGGCACUGUACCUGCAACCUUCCAGGUUAUAUACAUGACGGGAUGGAAGGAACAUCAUUCUCAACAGAAACCAAAACGAAGAGGAUCAGCUACUGUUUCUUUCAAGGAUAUUCAGACACAAUUUGCCAAUCAAAGUUGAUUUUUUUUUUCUUUUGGAUUUUUUAUGUCACAUAAAAGUUGUUAUAAAUAAAACAUAGUAGUCAUUUUAUCUA